Messenger RNA from Dentiscutata heterogama, 532 nucleotides. NCBI's taxonomy places the organism in Eukaryota, Fungi, Glomeromycota, Glomeromycetes, Diversisporales, Gigasporaceae. The record is from the annotation of a GenBank genome assembly.
AUGGAACUUAAUAACUUUGAAGAAAACAUGGUUGAAAUUAUUCCUCAAACUAACCAAGAAAUUUUUGGUAUCAAAAUUUUUGAAGAUUGUUUAAAAAUAAGUCAACCUAAUUUUGACAACAUGGACUAUAUUACUAUCAAUGAUGAAAUCGAGACCAGCAGUGUUCAAUCUGCCAAAGAUAGGUCGUCAUUUUAUAUGAAUGAUGAUGAUACCAAUCUUUAUGAUAUUAUAGAUGGUGCUGAUGUUAUUAAUUUUAACGCUUUACGAGAAACUGUAGCGACGUUCUUUAAGCAACCUUGCUCUUCAAUCUUCAGAAUAGAUCAAAAUAUAAUAAGCAACCAAAUUCCUUAUCUUGUAAAUAUGAAAGAUGGUUCUGAGUAUGUUGUGCGUUUAUCAUGUCCAAUCAACCAAAUUCACAAAUAUUCUAAGCCUUAUACGUUCAAAAGAUUACAAAGUGAGGCAUCCAUUAUUAAUUAUGUAGCAAAACAUACUGACAUUCCAGUUCCUGAGAUAUAUUACUGGAACGAUGAUA